Messenger RNA from Scleropages formosus (Asian bonytongue), 3805 nucleotides. RefSeq names its product MIF4G domain-containing protein B. The transcript has 6 exons. NCBI's taxonomy places the organism in Eukaryota, Metazoa, Chordata, Actinopteri, Osteoglossiformes, Osteoglossidae. The coding region runs from base 958 to 1647 and encodes 229 amino acids. Gene Ontology annotation, cellular component: cytosol. Gene Ontology annotation, molecular function: protein binding; translation activator activity; RNA binding. The record is from RefSeq and is a predicted model, not a curated record. Gene Ontology annotation, biological process: regulation of translational initiation.
AAAAAAAAAUGUUUUUGCAGUACAAAAUGUCAUGUUACAGUGAUUGUCAGGAUUGCAUUUUUAUUUAGUUUUUUUUUUUUUCAUAUAUAACACUAUACUUAAAACGUCCUUGCUGGAAAAGUGCAGUUGUAGAAAUGGUGGAACACAGAGCUGAUUAUUCUGUCUGGUUUUGACAUGCUUCUUAUGGGAAAAGGGUGACAAAUUCCUAACUUCAAUGAGAGUUUGCCAACAUUUAUCUUACAAAAGUCAGUACUGUUGUUGAGCAUUUCACCAAAGAACGCCAUUUAUUUUGAAAUAAAGGGAAAUAUUUACUUAAAAUACUGUGCUGGCCCAAUGACUUUAGAUGUUAUAUUUCAGUGCAAUCUGUUACAGAACAUCAGGCUAAUAGCACUGACUCUUUACUGUCUGUGUUAAUUUAAAACGUGUCUUGUGGUUUAGAGUUCUGGGCGCCUCAGUGCACUUCUUAAGCUAAUGUGUCGCUAUCAGUUUUUUUCCAAUAAACCAUCUUGUGUGUUUCAUGUGAAUAUAGAAAUGGUACACUUCUGGAAUUUAGCCCUUUCAAGUAAAGGGAGGGGCGCUUGCUUUGCCUAGGUGUAAGAGCGGCACGCCUCCGCGUUGUAAUAUUUUCAAUAAAUGAACUGUCCACGAAUUGUUCGUCAGAGCUGGAUUUAAAAAGAAUAGGGCGCGCGCGCCAUUCCUCUCGUACAGGAAGUGGCGCGUGAGGCUGUACGUCAGCGUGACGUGCAAAAGGCGGAACGGGGACGUAAACAUGGCGCUGUGCGCUUCUUUUGCCGAUACUAGCGGCUACAUGUAGUAACGUGUGAAGAGGAGUGAACACUUGCGUUGUACAGGGGAGUCGGUCCGUGAGUUCGGGGUGACGUUUCGGGGAUCAUUCUUUAUAAGCGCUGGGAACAGUAACGUGAAGUGUAGGUGAGCUAAGAAGGUGCUCCGGACGCCAUGGAAAACUCGUCCAAGGAGGACUACAGGAUCCAGUCGUUUGACAUCGAGACUCAGAAACUACUCAAAACUGCCCUUAAAGGUCAGUUGCUGCAGUUUCACAAACCAAGUGCAGUGGAUCUGGAAAAAGUGUCCAAUGUCAUUGUAGACCAGUCUCUGAAGGACCAGGUUUUCAGUAAAGAGUCGGGUCGCAUUUGCUACACCAUUGUUCAGGCAGAGGCCAAGCAGAGCAAUGGAAAUGUAUUUCGCCGCAACCUGCUGAACCGGAUGCAGAAAGAGUUCAAGGCCCGGGAGGAGACCCGCAGCCGCUCCAUCCAGGAGUGGGUCUGCUAUGUCACCUUCAUGUGCAACAUCUUUGACUACCUCAAGGUGAACAAUAUGCCCAUGAUGGCAUUGGUGCAUCCAGUGUUUGACUGUCUGCUCAGAUUGGCCCAGCCUGAUGCUCUGCAAAAUGAGGAGGAAGUGGACUGCCUGGUGCUACAGCUGCACCGCAUUGGAGACCAGCUGGAAAAAAUGAAUGAGCAGCGCAUGGAUGAGCUCUUCUUCAUGCUGCGUGAUGGUUUCCUUCUGCAGCAGAACCUCAGCUCUAUGGCCCGAUUGUUGCUGCUGGAGAUUCUGGAGUUCCGGGCUGGAGGCUGGCGGCUCAGCGAGACGGCGCACAAGUACUACUACAGUGAGGUGGCUGACUGAUGGAAGGCAUUGCAGUGGGGGGUGGGGUGCAGGGAUGUGGGAAACUGUAACUGGGAAGGAGGGAACGAGAGAGUCAUGGAUCCUGAGGUGUAUUGUCUGAGAGAGAAUCUGAUGAGUUCUGCUGGUGAUUUGGCAAGUGAACUUACUCCCUGAGAUUUUAGUUUAGCUGCUGUGAGGUUUGUUCAUAUCUAACGCUGGUUAGAUGUUGUAAUGUUGGCCUGAUGUUAAUCAACAUGAUGGCUUGGAAACUUCUUAUUUCUAGGAAUAAAGUUCACAAGUGUUUUUUGAUUGCAGACAAUAAGAGAUACAGCACUAAAUUCCGCUUAGAGAAUCUGUCUUGUAUGCGAAGGUGAUGCAACAUUCCGGUCAGAAAGGUAGGGCUCCGAAUAAUGGGUGAAAUAUCCCGCUCCGGCAGCAAUUAGCCUUUGUUCGACAGUGUUACCUGGUUUUGUCCUAUUUCGGUUCCUGUUUUAGAUUCUUCUCAAGAUGCCUGUUUCAGAUUUGGGAUCAGAAUUGCUACUGUACACUGGGUUGGAUAUUUUGAAAUACUGAAGUGCAUUCUGAUCAGUCUGGUCACUUUUUACAAUUAUGAUAGAAAGCUCACAACUGUGCUAUAUAAAUACACAUCUCAGGCACUAAGACACGUACACUGCCUUCUUUCAAGAACUUUUUUUUUAAUUUUCACAACAGCUCUAAAAAUACUGUGUGAUGUGGUUUUUUUUUUUUCUUCUGAUGAAAUAGUGCCAUAAGAUGAACCAGCUAUAUUAGCCCACCCUACUUGCUGAUUGUUUUCACCAUUCUGUUGGGCUAUAAAAUAGCUACAGCAGGACUGGCAAGGAUUACUUAUUCGUUGUUCCAGCUUAUCUUGGGCAUGAAUCUCACUGUCUGAGUUGUAUGACCUAUAGUUUUUUUUUUUUUAAGUUAUUUUUUUUUUCCAGAUUUAAAGAGGACCUUCAGCACCCAGAAAUAUUAAGCAUUCCCUUAUUUUUGUUGGAGUUUGAAAGUAGUGUUUUUAUACAGGUUUUAACUAUGCUGGAACAGGUACUCCCAAAGUGAAAAAGUCAUACAUGGUCUGUUUCCAUGGUCUUAGCCAGCAUAACCUUUAUUAAUUAUUUAGUCUUAAUUUCAGCAGUACUAAAGUAAUACAGCUUUUAUUGUAUUUCUACAGGGUCUUCCAGGGUGAAAAUGAAUUUGUGGUGCUCAUGGAAAUAUAGUUUACUUCUGAAAAAAUUAAAUGCUUUCUUUUCCUGGUUUAGAAUGUGCAAUUGUAGAAAUGAGUUUGAAGGUGGCUACAAAGCAUAAGGAAGGGGGAGUAUUUUUGACGUGCAUGUCGACAGUUGAAUGCAGUUUGUACUCCUCUGAAGUGUUUCAUGUUAAUUUUGAAUGGUUGUAGCAACCAUGGUUUUUUUUUUUUUUUUAAACAUCUUUUGGAUUUCUAGUCCAUAUUGAGGUGGAAGGGCAGUUAAGAAUGCAGUUUAAGUGACCUUUGUUAACCAAUGAGGAUGGAUGUACUACUGUUACUUCACUUGCUUCAACACAGCUUUUUAGUGGAGUGUGAACACUGACAGAUUGCAUCCAUACGUGUGGUGUUUCUCAUAGGUAUGACUGUUCUGUUGUUUUAAUAUCACAGAAAUGUUUAUCACCAGCCUGAGUGACCAAUGAGCAUAUUUACCAUGCUCUGUCCUUCCUGGGGUACUUUUAUUUUAGAAUUAAACUUCACUUACACUUCAUUCAUAUACCAAAUUUAAAAGCUGUAUUGAAACAUUUUAAAUGGAAUUUAUUCACGGAAUCUCAAGAUUAAACUUGCAUGCCAUUUGUAGAAACUUUUACUGUUAUAUGCCAAAUAUUUAUAAACCAGUUUCUUGAAUUCAUUUGAAUAUUUGUACUAACGAGCAGAAACUUCCCUCUAGCAUUGUUCGAGUUGUAGAUUUGAAGAAACUAAGUUAUUUACACAGAGCAAGUUGAUUGCCUUUACUAUUCUGGAGUUUAUAUAUAAAUUUUUGGUAGAAUUGGAAAAGUUCACGUUUUCAGUUUUUAAUAAAAUUUCAAGUUUUAGAUUUCUAUGCAGUAGUAUCUGAAGUGUGGUGUUCUAUGGGACAUGCUUCUCUGGAAAAAUUUAUACAUGGUUACAGAAUGUAAUAAAGCAUUUGUCCACUUU